AUGAGAGCUGAUGGAAGCCAUUCCCAUGAAAACGAUAGUAAUGAAAUUGAGAAAUUCUGGGUACUUCACCUGAAGACACUUGCUUCGAUGCUUGAUGUGUUAGAGAAUAUCAUUCCUCAGAUGGAGAACUGCAAGUUGGCAGCCAAUACUGCAGAAAACGAGAAGACAAUGAAGGGUUUACUGGGUUCUUACUACACUAUUGUGGAAAAGCUAUUUGUAAUUCUGGAAGAAAUUAAGGCAGGCCGUUGUGUUGGAGAAAUUGGGAUGCCUGAGACUGUUGGCUCUGCCUCCAGAGGCGGUUCAGACGGGUAA
Molecule: messenger RNA, 312 nt
Organism: Miscanthus lutarioriparius
Lineage: Eukaryota; Viridiplantae; Streptophyta; Magnoliopsida; Poales; Poaceae
Source: the annotation of a GenBank genome assembly